Molecule: messenger RNA, 885 nt
Organism: Closterium sp. NIES-65
Lineage: Eukaryota; Viridiplantae; Streptophyta; Zygnematophyceae; Desmidiales; Closteriaceae
Source: the annotation of a GenBank genome assembly
AUGGGCAGCGGCGUGCUGGCCGGCUUCCCUGUCGUUGAUGUGCGCGCCACCCUCAUUGGUACGUACUACCAUGAGGUGGUGACCCUCAUUGCACCCUCAUUUCUCUCACAUCCCUCCACGUUUUCCGGUUACCGUUAUCCCUCCUCCUUCAAUCCAAUUUCUUCUUGCACACUCGCCCCUCCUCCUUGUACCUUCACCAGAGGGUUCCUACCACGAGCUAGAUUCGAGCGUGCUGGCGUUUCAGCUGGCAGCAUGCGGCGCACUCAAGCAGGGCAUGGGCGCAAUCAGAUAUCUACACCCUCCCACACCCGCUCCUCCCCAUCCCUUCACCUACCAGAGGGUUCCUACCACGAGCUCGAUUCGAGCGUGCGUGCGUUCCAGCUGGCGGCACGUGGCGCGUUCAAGGAGGGCAUGGGCUCAAUUGAAACGCUAAGCCCUCCUUUCCCCCGUCCAUGUCCCUCUCCCCCGCCCCCACUGCUACUUUUUACCAGAGGGCUCAUACCACGAGGUGGACUCGAGUGUGCUGGCGUUCCAGCUGGCGGCACGCGGCGCGUUCAAGUCAAGGAGGGCAUGGGCAAGGCGUCGCCGCGGCUGGUGGAGCCGGUGAUGAAGGUGGAGGUGGUCACGCCCGAGGACCACAUGGGUGACGUCAUCGGUGACCUCAACUCGCGCCGUGGGCAGAUCAACAGCUUUGGAGACAAGCCUGGUGGCAUGAAGGUGGUGGAUGCGCUGGUGCCGCUAUCAGAGAUGUUCAACUACGUGUCGAACCUGCGCGGCAUGACCAAGGGGCGAGCCAACUACACGAUGCAGCUCGCACAGUUUGACAUCGUGCCCACCAACAUCCAGAACCAAAUCACCGCCAAGGCUCAGGGCACUGCUGUCUAA